Molecule: messenger RNA, 388 nt
Organism: Funneliformis mosseae
Lineage: Eukaryota; Fungi; Glomeromycota; Glomeromycetes; Glomerales; Glomeraceae
Source: the annotation of a GenBank genome assembly
UGAUAAUCUAAAAAUCUCCACUCCAUUAAAAAGUAUAUCUUCUGCAGUAGGACUAAGUGUGCUGUCUUCAAUUUCAAUUUUGAAUUCAUUUCCUCUUGAAACAGAACAAAAUUUUGAUAAAGAGGAGGAAUAUAUGCCACUUUUGACAUCCCGUCAACAUUUUGUGAAAUUAGAUAUUGAGAAGGAUAAAAAGGAGGAUACCAGAAACAUUUGUAAAGGUAGACGCAAACUAGUAAAAACUAUACAAUUACUACUCACUCCUAAUUUUAAACAUUCUGUUCAUCCAAAACUAUUACACUGGGUAUUUAUUAACUUACCGCCAAAUUAUGAAGUUAAUUUUUCCAAACUAAUCAAUCUUUUUCUACUUUUUUUUCAAACUCCAUAUUAG